Molecule: messenger RNA, 333 nt
Organism: Fasciola hepatica (liver fluke)
Lineage: Eukaryota; Metazoa; Platyhelminthes; Trematoda; Plagiorchiida; Fasciolidae
Source: the annotation of a GenBank genome assembly
AUGGCUCUUGGCCAUUCAUCACCUAGUCCACCAACAUUGAAGUCUCAGAGGAGACCCAGCGAAGAUGCCAUAUUGUCAAAGGUGGCCGGUCCCAGCACAAUACAAGUUGUAACAACGCCCUUAUCUCCACAGCCUAUGCCCGCUUACGCCAGCAAGUGGCAAGAUGCCGUAAAAUCUACCAAUCGUUUCCGGGAGUCGUCUGUGCUGGAGAUCGAGCGUACCAUGAAACGAUGGUUUACCGACGCAAGAGAUCGCGGCUUAGGACGCAAAACUGCCAGAUGUCGGCGCGAAAGUGUGAUGGGAAGAAGAUUGUUCGUUAGAUUCACAUUGUAA